Molecule: messenger RNA, 1594 nt
Organism: Paramisgurnus dabryanus
Lineage: Eukaryota; Metazoa; Chordata; Actinopteri; Cypriniformes; Cobitidae
Source: RefSeq, a predicted model, not a curated record
CGCAACUGUGUGUUUGUCAUUUUGUCUUGUCACGAAGUGUUCAUCAGCUUUUAAGAGUUUUAGGAGUUUAUUAUUUCAGAUUUCUGGACUGAACCCGCUGGAGAAAAUGUUUCACAGAUUUCUGAUUUGUUUGUUGAUGUGCCGUCUGACUGGUGUGUUUGGUGCUACUUUUCUAGGAAAGCCAAUGUCAGUGAUGGAGGGAGAUUCUGUUACUCUACACGCUGAUAUUACUGACCUACGGAAAGAUGAAGUGAUAGAGUGGAGUUUUAUACUGCAACGGUCUCGCACAAUCGUUGCAAUCAAUAAAGCAGCUAAUAAGAUAUCAAUAUAUGAUGAUGUUCUUGAUGGGAGAUUCAGAGACAGACUGCAGAUAAAUGAUCAGACUGGAGAUCUCACCAUCACAAACAUCACAACUCAACACACUGGACUUUACAAAAUAAACAGAGGGACUUCAUCCAGAUUCUAUAUUAAAGUCUAUGGUGCUCAUGAAGUGAAGUCAGUGUCAGUGAUGAAGGGAGAUUCUGUUACUCUACACAUUGAUAUUGAUGAAAUACAGAGAUAUGAUGAUUUACGGUGGACAUUUGGACCUCAAUAUACUUUUAUUGCUGGAAUCUAUAGAUGGCCUCUUAAUGAAAUCUCAAUACGUGAUGAUGUUCUUGAUGGGAGAUUCAGAGACAGACUGCAAGUGAAUAAACAGACUGGAGAUCUCACCAUCACAGACAUCACAACUCAACACACUGGACUUUAUCUAAUGGUCAACAACUAUGUAGAGGAUUUAUCCAGAUUCUAUAUUAAAGUCUAUACUCAUCUGCCCGUUCCUCUCAUCACCUUUAACUCUUCACAAUGUCCUUCAUCAUCAUCACCAUCAGUCUCAAAUUGUUUAUUAUUGUGUUCAGUGUUGAAUAUGAGAGGUGUGAGUCUGUCCUGGUACAAAGGAAACAGUUUAUUGUCCAGCAUCAGUGUGUCUGAUCUCAACAUCAGACUCUCUCUACCUCUGGAGGUUGAAUAUCAGGAUACAAACACAUACAGCUGUGUACUCAACAAUACCAACACAAACCAAACUCAACAUCUCAACAUCACUCAACUCUGUCAGCCGUGUUCAGAUUGUGUCAGCUGUUGUGAUACGACUGAAUCUGUGAUCCGAUUGGUCGUCUCUGCUCUUGUGGGCGUGGCUACUGUAGCUGUUCUGAUUUAUGACAUCAGAUCCAAAUUUGAAUAGGAGAGAAGAUCAUAGAUAUCAGCAAACACAGACUUCAUCUAUAUGUAGAGAUUCACAGCUUACAACUUUGGGUUCCAGACUGUUGUGGUUUUUUCCAUUAUUUUUUGUGGGUAAGAGGCAAUCAAGGGAAAAAGAAUUUAAAAGAUUUGUCCAUAAUCCCGCAACAUGCUUUUCUAUUUUUCCUAAAAAGUAUUUUAUGGCCCAAUGUAUAAAAUGACUUUAUUUUCACUACUCAUUCUCAUUUAUCUUUCAUUGUUUGUGGGGUUUAGAGGACUUUAACAUCUGUUGAUGAUGUUUCUUCUUCUGAAGCAUUAAUCUUCAAUCAGAUCACAAGUGCCGAAUAUAUACUGUAUGUACUUACAUGUAAACUUAAAA